AAAGGAUCCAAACGUCAAUAAUGCCAGUGUUAUGUCAAUUUUUCCAUGAUUUUCGUGAAAAAUAACAGUGAAGAAGUGAAAUUAAUUAGUUUUUGCAAUUUUUUUAUAAAUUUCGAGUUUUUCGCCUUCUUUGUUUAUAGUUUAUUGUAAAUAGCGUGUAAAUUAUUGUUAUGUUAUAAAAAGACUGAAUAUUUAACUCUCAAUCUGACUAAGCGCAGGAAGACUAUGUCUCAUAAAAACUCGAUCAACUCUAUGAGCAAUCCACUGAAAUCAGCUAUCGAUCUGGAUCAUGUAUGGGGCGACUUGAAUAAUGGUAUCAAGCAGGUUUACAAUCGGGAAAAUAUGUCUAAAAAGAGGUAUAUUGAACUGUACACCCAUGUUUACAACUAUUGCACUUCGGUACAUCAGCAGCAAAACAAUGGAAGAGGCGCUUCAAAUUCAACUACCAAAACCAAAAAAAAUCCAGUUGGAGGUGGCGGUGGUGGUGCUCAACUUGUCGGCAUGGAACUUUACAAGAGGCUUAAGGAAUUCUUAAAAGGCUACUUAAUUAAACUAUUGGAUGACGGUAUCCAUAGAAUGGACGAAGACGUCCUUAAAUUCUACACAGUCCAAUGGGAAGAUUAUCAGUUUUGUAGCAAGGUGCUCGAUGGUGUAUGUGCUUAUCUCAAUCGUCACUGGGUGAAAAGAGAAUGCGAAGAAGGCCGUAAAUACGUCUACGAAAUCUAUCAGUUGGCCUUGGUGACUUGGCGCGAUCAUUUAUUCAAGCAACUUAACAAAGCAGUCACUAAUGCCGUCUUGAAACUGAUAGAAAAAGAACGUAAUGGGGAAACCAUUAAUACUCGAUUAGUAUCAGGUGUUAUAAAUUGUUAUGUCGAAUUGGGUCUGAAUGAGGAGGAACCGGGAGCGAAAGGGCCGAAUUUAAAUGUUUACAGAGAAAGCUUUGAAAAUGUUUUCAUUGAGGAUACUGAGCGGUUUUAUACUAGGGAGAGUAGCGCUUUUCUUAUUGAGAAUCCUGUGACGGAGUAUAUGAAAAGGGCUGAACAACGUCUAACAGAGGAACAGCGAAGAGUGCAAGUGUAUUUACAUGAAACUACCAGCGCACGUCUGGCGGAUUGUUGCGAACGCGUUCUCAUCCAGAAACACCUCGAACUCCUGCAUUCGGAGUUCAAGCAACUUUUGGAUGGGGACAAGAAUGAAGAUUUGGGCAGGAUGUAUAGUUUGGUGGCUAGGAUUUCUGAUGGCUUAGGUGAGCUACGUGGACUUCUGGAACAACAUAUCGCCGCUCAGGGACUAGCUGCAAUAGAAAAAUGUGGAGAAACAGCUCACAAUGACCCAAAAAUUUACGUAAACACCAUUUUAGAAGUGCACAAAAAGUACAAUGCCCUGGUGCUGGUCGCCUUUGGUAAUGACAGUGGAUUCGUGGCAGCUCUUGACAAGGCCUGCGGAAGGUUUAUCAACACAAACGCCGUAACGAAAUCGGCCAACUCUUCUAGUAGGUCACCCGAACUCCUUGCCAAAUACUGCGACGUCUUGUUGAAAAAAAGUAAUAAAAAUACUGAAGAGGCCGAAUUGGAAGACACUCUUAAUCAAGUGAUGGUUGUAUUUAAAUAUAUAGAAGACAAAGAUGUUUUCCAAAAAUUCUACAGCAAGAUGUUGGCCAAAAGGCUGGUACAACAUAUGUCAGCUAGUGACGAUGCUGAAGCCUCAAUGAUCUCAAAAUUGAAGCAAGCUUGUGGCUUUGAGUAUACUUCAAAAUUACAGCGCAUGUUCCAGGACAUUGGUGUCUCGAAGGAUCUUAAUGAACAGUUUAGAAAUCACAUGAUUAAUUCAAAUGAAUCUUUAGGUAUUGAUUUUAGUAUUCAAGUAUUAUCUUCUGGUUCCUGGCCGUUCCAGCAGUCGUUCACAUUUGGAUUACCUUCAGAGCUGGAACGCAGUGUGAGUAGGUUUACAAAUUUCUACUCGAGUCAGCAUUCUGGUAGGAAAUUAAAUUGGCUGUAUAACAUGUCAAAAGGAGAACUUAAUACAAAUUGCUUUAAAAAUAGGUAUACACUUCAAGCUAGUACUUUUCAAAUGGCUGUGCUUCUGCAAUUCAAUGUAGCUGAUUCGUGGACUUUAGGCCAAUUAGAAGAAAAUACGCAAAUUAAACAAGACUUUCUUGUUCAAGUUAUCCAAAUACUACUGAAAGCAAAACUACUGACUUGUGAAGACGAAGAGAACGAUAUCACGCCACUCUCAAUGGUAUCACUAAAUUUAGGAUUUAAAAAUAAGAAACUUCGUGUGAACAUAAACAUACCAAUGAAAACUGAACUCAAAAUGGAACAAGAAACCACUCAUAAGCAUAUAGAAGAAGAUCGUAAACUCUUAAUUCAAGCCGCAAUUGUUAGGAUUAUGAAAACUAGAAAGGUUCACCAACACCAGCAGCUAGUGGCAGAAGUACUGAAUCAAUUAUCGUCAAGAUUUAAACCAAGGGUGCAAAUUAUAAAGAAAUGUAUAGACAUUCUCAUCGAAAAGGAGUACCUAGAGCGGACGGAAGGUCAAAAAGACGAAUAUAAAUACCUGGCAUGAUGAGGCUGAAUAAAAUCAUCCUUGCGACCUGCGCCUUAUACUAAUUUAUUAUCUUUUUGACUCUCAAUAAUAACGGUUGUCGUUUUGUUAUUCUUUCCUUAUUUAAUUAUGUACUUUGUUUAUUGAAAAGCUUGUAGUAAACCGAAAAAAAAAAAAAUGUGCAAUUUGUUACAAAAAUCGUGCACUUGAUUAUCUGUUUUUCUACAAAUUUUCAAUUAUUGAAACUUCAAAAAAAACGUAAAUUCCAAAGUUCGCGAAAAAAAAAGGGGUUUUGUGGUUUUGUGCAAAGGACAGUGAUAUGAUGAAUGUAUAAUUAUUGUAAAUAUUUAGGAUCGUAUUUGAAUUUGAAAUAUAAAAAAUGCUAUUUAAUAAAAUCGAUUAAAUUUAGGUUUUGUUUGUUUGUAAUUAGAUUUUUAGAAAUUACUUUUUCGUUUUAUUUUUCGAUUUGGACCUGGUCACGAUUAUUUAUUAUUAAAAUAAAAUAAUGAAAACAA
Messenger RNA from Ceutorhynchus assimilis (cabbage seed weevil), 3059 nucleotides. Lineage: Eukaryota; Metazoa; Arthropoda; Insecta; Coleoptera; Curculionidae. The record is from the annotation of a GenBank genome assembly.